AUGAAUGAAAAAGCAGAAACCGGACAUAUUGUGUUGAGACUGAAGCUGGAGAUGAAAGCGGACUUUCUCUUGUUGCUGCUCCUCCUGUUUCUGACACAGCUGGCUCAAAAUGAUUGCAAAGAGCACACUACAAUGUGCACAAUGAAUGAUUCAUUCCAGCUCUCAUACAAGUAUCGUAAGACUGGUAACAUAACAAUUGGCAUGAUUGCUACUCAGUUUGACUGCCUGUUUGAUCAAAUAUCCUUCAGUGAGCACCCCAAAACAAAGUUUGUAGAUGAACUCUUAGCAACUCCAAAAAACUACCAGCAAGUCUUGUCCUUGGUAUUUGCUGUAAAGGAGAUCAACAAGAACCCCCAAAUCUUACAAAAUAUCAGUCUUGGUUUCCAGAUCUAUGACAGCUACACAAAUGCACUGAUGACUCAUCAGAAUACCCUGAAACUUCUUUCCAGCUGGGAAAGGAUGGUGCCAAACUUCAACUGUGAGAAGCAAAAGAAUUUGGUCACUGUCAUUGGAGGACUUGACUCUGAAAUCUCCCUUCAAAUGGCUACCCUCUUAGACAUCUACAAGAUUCCACAGAUUGCCUAUUGUGUUUUAGCUCCAGUGAUGAAUAUUAAAAUGCAGUUCCCUUCCUUCUAUCGGAUGGUCCCCAGUGAAGCAUAUCAGUACAGAGGCAUUGUCCAGCUGCUUCUGCAUUUCCAAUGGACCUGGGUUGGUAUCAUCACUGCUGAUGAUGAUAAAGGAGAAAGGUUUGUGCAGACAUUAUUACCAAUUCUUUCUCAACAUAACCUUUGUACAGCUUUCAUUGAAACAACACUAACCCUAUAUGGCGCAUUAGAGAUGGCACAACCAUUGGUAACCUUUGUGGACAAGGUCAUUUCACUAACAUACUCCAAUGUCAACGUAGUUAUUGUAAAUGCAGACCCACAGACUAUGACAGCUUUGAAAUGGUUGAUGUUUUCUGCAGUCAUACAAGGCAUUGCAGCUACAGCUAUAGCGAAGGUGUGGAUUAUGACAGCUCACUAUGAUUUCUCAUCACAGACAGUGCAGCGGGGUCUAGACAUGCAUGUCUUCCAUGGUGCCUUAUCCUUUGCUAUUCAUUCAGAUGAGGUGCUAGAGUUUCCAGAAUUUCUUCAGACACUGCAUCCUGACUCACCAAAAGGAGAUGGUUUUCUCAGGUUCUUCUGGGAACAGGCAUUUGACUGCUUGUUUCCUGGUUCCACUGAGGGCAAGGAGAGCAGUGACAUCUGCACUGGUCAAGAGAAGCUGGAGAGCCUCCCUGGGAAUAUGUUUGAAAUGAGCAUGACUGGCCAAAGCUACAGUAUCUACAAUGCAGUCUAUGCCAUAGCACAUGGUUUAGAUAAGCUGAAAUGGAGAGCAAUGGUUGACCAAGGAGGACUAGAUCCCCCAGUUCUACAACCUUGGCAGGUACUGCCCCUGGCUUUGUGUAAUGACCAUUGCCCUCCAGGAUACAGCCGACAAAAGAAGGAGGGGGAGCCAUUUUGUUGCUACAGUUGUGCUCCAUGUCCAGAUGGGAAGAUCUCUGACAAGAAGGACAUGAAUGAUUGUUUCCAGUGCCUAGAAAAUCAGUUUCCAAACAAGAAACAAGACCAGUGUCUUCCCAAGGAUCUACAUUUCCUCCGUUUUACAGAAUCUUUGGGGAUCAUUUUGGUUUGCUUAGCUCUGUCCUUUUCUGUGAUUACAGCUUUGGUGCUUGGAGUUUUCAUUAAGAACCAGAAUACGCCCAUCGUCAAAGCCAACAACCGGGAACUCACUUACUCUCUGCUCAUCUCCCUCUUGCUCUGCUUCCUCUGCUCACUGUUGUUCAUUGGCCAGCCUCAAACACUGACCUGCUAUUUACGACAAAUUGCUUUUGGUGUCAUCUUCUCAGUUGCUGUUUCUUGCAUUUUGGCAAAAACCAUCAUUGUGUUGCUAGCUUUCAUGGCCACCAAGCCAGGGUCCAGGAUGAGGAAAUGGGUGGGGAAAAGACUGGCAAACUCUGUUCUUGUAGGUUGCUCCCUGAUUCAAGUCGGUAUCUGUGUUCCAUGGCUAUGUACUAAUCCCCCAUUCCCGGAUUUGGACAUGCACACUCUGGGUGAAGAAAUCAUUGUGGAAUGCAAUGAAGGAUCUGUCACUAUGUUUUAUUGUGUCCUGGGGUACCUGGGAUUUCUAGCUCUUGUCAGCUUCAUUGUGGCGUUCCUAGCCAGGAAGUUACCAGAUAGCUUCAAUGAAGGCAAGUUUAUCACUUUCAGCAUGUUGGUCUUCUGCAGUGUUUGGUUGUCCUUUGUCCCAACUUACCUGAGUACAAAAGGAAAAUACAUGGUGGCUGUAGAGAUCUUCUCCAUCCUGGCCUCAAGUGCUGGGUUACUGGGUUGUAUCUUUUCCCCAAAAUGCUAUAUAAUUAUCCUGAGACCUGAACUGAAUAGGAGGAACCAGCUAAUGAGAAAUUAG
Molecule: messenger RNA, 2448 nt
Organism: Hemicordylus capensis (graceful crag lizard)
Lineage: Eukaryota; Metazoa; Chordata; Lepidosauria; Squamata; Cordylidae
Product: vomeronasal type-2 receptor 26-like
Exons: 5
Coding region: 1-2448 (815 amino acids)
Biological process (GO): G protein-coupled receptor signaling pathway
Cellular component (GO): membrane
Molecular function (GO): G protein-coupled receptor activity
Source: RefSeq, a predicted model, not a curated record